Molecule: messenger RNA, 4620 nt
Organism: Phycodurus eques (leafy seadragon)
Lineage: Eukaryota; Metazoa; Chordata; Actinopteri; Syngnathiformes; Syngnathidae
Product: beta-1,4-galactosyltransferase 3
Exons: 7
Coding region: 954-2105 (383 amino acids)
Biological process (GO): carbohydrate metabolic process
Molecular function (GO): glycosyltransferase activity
Source: RefSeq, a predicted model, not a curated record
CAGCAUUAUUUAGCCCAGUCAGUGUGAGUUUUCGGCGGCCGCGCGUACUACGCUCGCUCGGUCUGCUUCAACUUGUAAAGCAUAUAUCCCCAGCACGGAACAAGCACAUUUGGUCGGGGAAUAUCGGCCUUCCGUCGUCCAUGGACUCAUAUGUGGAGCCGGUCGACCUCCGAGUCGCUUGGCAGUGAGUGAGCCGGUUCCUGUCCACCCAGUAGGACCAGUUCCUGUUAUCCCGCUGCAGUCCGUCACUAUGGGACAAUAGCGGACGGAAUCCAUGCUCUUCCUCCAUCCCACCCACCCCUCUUGCACCCUCUUCACAGAAACCCCUGUCACCCAAUAACAAACAAACACAUCCCACCCCACCUGUCUCCACAUCCAGUCAGGCGGUGAAGUGGACAGCAGUCUUGUAAUCUUGCAAAAGUGUAGUGCUUGCAUACGCUUACGCUUUUGACAUGGCAACAGUUGUUUUUGUUGUUGCUGUAGAGUUGCUCAGGGGACAACACAAGCGAGUGCAGGAGGCAGCAUAAAGCUUGCAAAAGGCCAAAAAAACAUCGGUCGGUACUGCCAAAGGGCAUGGAAUUCAUCACGGGGUGAUAAGCACACCAUGCGGCACCGGCAUCGCCCCCUCUCGCCAGUCAGAGAUUGGACCAAAAGUCAACUUUGGAAAUAUUUGGAACAUACUUAAACUGCAAUGAAAAAUGGAGGAAUGAUUUUUUUUCCUUAUUUGGAAUAUCUUUGCCAUUUGUCUAUUUGGUGGUCAACUGAAGUGAAAGCCCACCAUAAGUGCCUUUACAUUGCAUGACUUUUGUCUAUAUUUUUCUACUCUUUGACUUCAUAUCAGGAUUGCUUAUGACAUGACCAACAAAUAGCUGGCAAUCCUCAACUUCCUUCUCCAACAUACUUUUAGAUAGAACGCAGACUUUUGCACAUAGCCUCCGUUCCAUACCACCGCCAUGGUCACUCUGCAGUCCAAAUGGCGUUAUCUGUUCAUGCUCCUGGGCAUCCAACUGGUAGUCAUGGCGCUGCUGUCCCGGGAGGGCUAUCAGAAAAGGGUCAACUACUUCAUACGGAUCUUCCGCAAAUCGGAGCCCGCCGCCGGGUCGGCUCGGAACCACACGGCGGCUGGUGUGCCUGUAGGAUACGUGUACGCUAACCUCUCCCACCUGUACAAGGCGCAGAACAAUGGAGAUGUUUACUACUGUCCCAAAACGUCGCCUCUCUUAGGUGGGCCGAUCCACGUAAGCUUCCCGUCUGGCCUCACGUUGGCCCAGGUGCAGCGCAAGAAUCCGCUGGUGGAACGCGGUGGGCGCUACCGGCCACCUGACUGCGAGGCUCUCCACCGAACAGCCGUGGUCAUCCCCCACCGCCUCCGGGAGCACCACCUCAAGUUCCUGCUCUACUACCUGCACCCAUUCCUGCAGCGACAGCAGUUGAAUUACGCAAUCUAUGUCAUCCACCAGGCGGGCAACUACACAUUUAACCGGGCCAAGCUGAUGAAUGCUGGCUUCCGCGAGGCCAUGCGUGAGGACGACUGGGAGUGCCUCUUCUUCCAUGACGUGGACCUGAUUCCCGAGGAUGAUCGCAACUUGUACACGUGCGACACCAACCCCAAGCACGCUGCCAUCGCCAUGGACAAAUUUGGCUACAAGCUUCCGUACCAGAUGUACUUCGGUGGGGUGUCGGCUCUCACGCCUAGCCACUACCUCAAAAUGAACGGCUUUCCCAACAACUACUGGGGCUGGGGUGGCGAAGACGACGACAUCGGCGUCAGAGUGUCUCUUGCGGGAAUGUCCAUCACACGUCCGUCCCUAAAGGUGGGCCGCUACAAGAUGAUCAAACACAAGCUGGACAAGGGCAACGACGUCAACCCAAAAAGGUUCAACAUGCUGGCCAAAACACGUCAGACGUGGAAGCUGGACGGCAUGAACACGGCUGAGUACGAGAUUGUUUCGCGGGAGUACCUCCCGCUGUACACCAACAUCACAGUCUACAUUGGCACCGAGGCCGGACUGCACCCGCCACCCCACACGGUCCCGAUCACCGGCAAGGUUUCCGCUAAGGCUUCCACCAAGGUUUCCGCCAAGGCCGUCAAAACUGACAAAUAGCCCGUCGUCACGUUAUUUGACCUUAUUCGUCCUCGCGGGGUAAUGUUUAUUUUUCCAUCAGUUAGCAUUGUUGUGAGCAGGACUUGACGCAUAUACAUACUGUGUGCAUAUAUAUAUAUAUAUAUAUAUAUAUUUUUUUUUUUUUUUUUGGGGGGGGGGGAAAUUAUAUCAGCUUCCCGUGUCGUAUUGGACUCCGUGAGUUUAUCGACAGCGCCACUGCGUGCUCACUGCUCAAACCUGCUGAUGCCUUACAAUAUUCGCUCACUCCUAUCUAUCACUAUUGAUGCGCCUUCAAAAUUAAAAAAAAAAAAAAAAAGUUCCCUGUGGGGUUGGCGUGUGAUGCUGCUACAGUCAAAAGGUAUGGCCUGGUGUUCACUUUUCAAAAUAAUCUAUAUUUGGCCAGCGUAUGACACAAAAUGGUGGCCAAAUGGUGCAAAAAAUGUUUUUCUAAAAUUUGUUUGAUGAAUGCAAUCAGGGAUAGUAAUUAUUUAAAAAUGUAUACAAAAUUAGAAGUAUUAAAUAUGGUCACUAUUUCUCCAUCAAUUUCUUAAACUAAUUUUUUGCCAACAAUGAGACCUGUAGCGAACUUCGAUUUGGUCUUAUCAAAUGUCCAAAAAUUUACAUGAUAAAAAUCAACAAUGAAAGUAGAAUAAAAUACACACUCAUUCAAAACAAACAGAUUUAUAACAUUUAAAAAAUACUCAGUAAAUUUAAAAAACUUAAACCUCCCAAAUAUUGUCUACUUUUCAUCAAUAUAUCCAAUAAAAAAUAUUUGUUUUGUUGUACCAAUUAUGAACUCUGAAGGGGACAAUUGGUAAAAUAAAAUUUAAAGGGGUAUUAAUAUUUACUAUUAAAAUAUAUUUUAUAUAUACAAUAUUUUUUUAAUAGUUAUCUAAGAGUUAAUAAAAGAUAUUACCAAUUUCUCUUGUGAUACCCUUUUGACACAUAAAACUGCACUUUUAAUCAUUAGGCCUGAGUAUAAAUCAUUUAAUUGUACAAAUAUUUUCUUUUUUGCCUUUGAAUUAUUUUUUUGUUCCAGAAACUUGGAGGGGAAAAAAAACGUGAUACGCCAUUUAAAAAAAAAAAAAAAAAAAAAAAAAGAAUAAAAGUUCUAAAAUGCAAAAACGUUUCUGAAACUCAAAAGUUAUUUCUUUUUGUUCGUUUUCAGAUUUUUUUUUUUCAAUUUAAAAAAAAAAAAAAAAAAAGCUUUUUGUUGCACCAGCGACAACAUAUACAUCUCCUUCCAUUCAUGCAGUAAAUGUUCACAAUGUGCUCUUUGCCUUUAUCCCCGCCAAGCGUACACAUCAAAUCAAACCUACACCAUUGUGCUUAUACAAAAUCAGUUUAUUCCUAAUCCACGAUCUUGUAAUUAGUGUCUCAGGAAGCCGCCAUCCAAAGAUAACCUGGCAGAAAAAGAGCGUGUAUACCUUCUAGUAUGCAAAGCUCUUUGAGCGUUUAUUCCAUACCCUUGAGAUCCAGUCUAAGUUUUUUUUAAACUCCUGCCUUUCACUGCACCGUGAUAUUUCUGCACACUAAGUAGUUUGGGAUACUAGUAAUUUGAGAACAUGUUACUAGUGAGGAAAAACUGUCCACUAGUUGACUUAGUUAUCUGUUGUGCUAUUAGUACUACAAGCUAGAGCUUCUUGAGCAUUUUAAAUAUCCAGAACGUACUAGUACGUGGACAUUAAGUGUGAUGUCAAGGAUAUGGAAUAAACGCUCAACUAGCUUUCCAUAAGUUAGUGUAAGUGUCCCACGUGAAUCCUGAUGCUUAGCAGCAUAUUGAAGCCACUGUGCAUGUUUGCAGGACAGUGCGCUGUACAAAGUGUCCUCAAGAUGUCAGGAAAUCUGACAUUUCUGGUGUUUAACAUUUUCGUUGCUUUUUGUGGCUAUUAUUGGAAGUUAGUACUGGACUGGGCCACUGUUAGCCCUCUGUGUGUGUGUGUGUGUGUGUGUGUUUCAGCGCAAGAGAGUGGCCUUAUAUUCAGUAAUAAAUGGAUUAUACAAAUGAGCUACCUUUGACUCAUCGCAUUUGUUUUAGUUUUUAGUAGUUCUCCCAUGGCCACACUUGAUGGUUGGAGGAAAAAUAAGUGACUCAGCUGCCAAACAAAUGUUAAGUAAAUUUUAUUUAUCAUGCUUUUCACAGAGGACUUGCUACGUGCUUCACAUUCUUAAAAUGCAGUCUUACUCUACAUAGAUACUAAAACGCAGAAUCAUGUUUUACAGUUCAAACAAGAAUAAACUCAAUCUGAAACAAAUCAAAAACGUAGUCUUACUGGAAUACCUGCUUGAGCAAAUUGGUUUCAUAUGCUUUUUUUUUAAUGGCCACUGAACAGGCAGUUCUUAAGCUGUCGUGCAUUCCACAAUUUGGGGGCAACAGAUGGCAAAUCCUUUAUUGUGAUGGCAGUAUCUCUAUCUGAAUGUUCUGAACUCCUGUUUCAACACCAGAGUGAGUUUUCCUAUGAUGAACAACGUGGGGACUGAGCCCUGCCGCGAAAGUCUAAAAGUCAUUGAAACA